CAGUCAGUGUCCCCUUAUCAAUUCAAACCAAGUUGUUCAGUGCUCAGAACUGGGUAAAAAAAUGCUCAGAGAAGUAAAACCGAAGAAUGCGCGCACAGCGCGCAUCCUGAAGGCCAAAGAACCUCAGCUCAUUGAGCCUUCCAAGCGUACGCUACUAUUGCACGGCUCGAAAUGUCCGCAAGCAUUACACACUGUUUUGAAGACCUUCCACUCCUUGACGAGACCGAACUCGGUCUUGUUCCACAAAAAGAACGAGAACAUCCACCCGUUUGAAAGCGUUGAGAGUCUCGAAUUUUUGGCCAACAAGAACGAAUGUGGUCUUGUGGUAUUCGGUAGCAGCAAUAAGAAACGCCCCAACUGCGUUACUCUGGCACGUGUAUUCGAUUCCAAGGUCCUUGAUAUGUGUGAAUUGAUGCUUCUGCCGCACCCGGAGGCAGAGCAACACAACGAUCUUGCCAUGCAUAUUGGCGUCGGGCUACGGCCAAUGCUCCUUUUCUCAGGUAGUGCUUGGGAUGACUCGACUUCGGUGGCGCAUGUUAUGCUGAAGAGCAUGUUCUUGGAUCUGUUCAGGGGCGAGACGAGUGAUAAGAUUGACGUGGAGGGGUUGCAAUAUAUCCUAAUGAUCGGUGCCGAGGAACCCACCGAAGGGUUGGCCCCUGUUGUCCAUCUGCGGUGGUACAAGCUUCGCACGAAGCGCAGUGGGCACAAGCUUCCCCGGGUGGAGCUUGACGAGAUUGGACCUAAGUUCGACUUCAAGAUUGGACGUCUGCAGGAGGCUCCUCGGGACGCGAUGAAGGAGGCCAUGAAGCAAGGCAAGAGACCCAAUGAGGAGAUCAAGAUGAAGAAGAACAUCAGCAUGGAUUCAAUCGGUGAUAAGAUUGGCCGUGUCCACUUGGGCAAGCAGGAUCUCAGUGGGUUGCAGACUCGGAAGAUGAAGGGAUUGAAGCGCCGCGCAGGUGUGGAGUCGGAUGAUGAGGACCAGGAUAUGAUGGACGUGGACGAGAUCUCGGAGGAUGAAGGACGCAAGAGAGCUAAGAUGGCUUGAAGCUCGCGUCGAUUCACAUCGAGUUGCAAUUCGAUUUAUCAACUUACUGACUAUAUCUAUCUAAACUGCGCACGAGGCGUUUCUGGGGGUUCGGAUUUCACACUGGCCAUGAGCCAGCACCUAGCUCAUAUAUGAACCUGUUCGAUACGUGUUUGUUUCAUAGAAAUCUGCAAUUGAAAAAGUUUUACC
This is a messenger RNA of Aspergillus homomorphus CBS 101889, 1234 nucleotides long. Its product is annotated as rRNA-binding ribosome biosynthesis protein RPF2. The transcript has 2 exons. Gene Ontology annotation, cellular component: nucleolus. Gene Ontology annotation, biological process: maturation of LSU-rRNA from tricistronic rRNA transcript (SSU-rRNA, 5.8S rRNA, LSU-rRNA); ribosomal large subunit assembly. NCBI's taxonomy places the organism in Eukaryota, Fungi, Ascomycota, Eurotiomycetes, Eurotiales, Aspergillaceae. The coding region runs from base 62 to 1045 and encodes 327 amino acids. The record is from RefSeq and is a predicted model, not a curated record. Gene Ontology annotation, molecular function: rRNA binding.